GUGAAGUUCAUAUUACGGCUGCUCCAGUUUUUAUUUGUAGCAUAUCCUGGUUAUUCAUGCCCUUUAGAGAACACUGUCUGCAAAGACAUCAGUAUCUUAAUACACAAACCAACCAGGAAGAAUCUUCAAAAAUAUCUAUCCGAGCUGCAGAUUUCAAAGUCAAGCACUCGCCCCUGGCUCGGCUGGCUGGAAUGGACCUACAUGGAGCAAUACACUUCUCGGUAGUGAGCUGAGGUUUAUUGAGCCAUAUUCUCUGAACGAGCCUGGAGUCUAUGAACUAAUCUCUAAAUCAGGGGCUAUACUGCAGGAUAAUAUGUUGUCAUGGGCCAGUAGUUGCCUAUACUUUGCCCACAAUCAAGGAGAGCUCGCUCUGUGGAAGUAAAGUUUACAAGCAGGAAGUGGAUCUUUUGUGUGUAUAUUUGAAGUGCAGAGGAGUUGCUAGUGCUUGUGAAAGUGUACCAUAUAUUUUGAGGUUCUUUUGAUUAUAAAUAUUAAUGGACUAGUCUGGAUAUUUGCAUAUUUUCUCUGUUGUUGACACAGAAUUCCUGUUCUAGAGACAAUAGUAAAUAGAAGGUUGAAAAGUGUACGUACAGAGGGACAGACAGGAACGGCAGGCAGGUCAUCACUCACAGAAUGACAGUGAUAAGUUGAUUACAACCUUGGGAUUUAAUUAGUACAGGAAUACUUUCAUCAUCACCAGGAAGCCAAAGGGACCAACAUGGCCUAUCACUGGCAGAGUCAGGGUCGCAAGACCAGCGGGGUGGAGGAUAUGGUUCUCCUCAGCAAGAUUCAGGAGGGCGCCAUUGUAGAAAAUCUAAAGAAACGUUUCAUGGACGACCUGAUAUAUACGUACAUCGGUCCGGUACUGAUAUCAGUCAAUCCAUUUAAGCAGAUGCCUUACUUCACAGAGAAGGAGAUUGAUAUGUACCAAGGAGCUGCUAUAUACGAGAAUCCCCCUCACGUCUACGCUCUUACAGAUGAUAUGUACAGAAACAUGUUGAUAGAAUACGAGAACCAAUGUGUAAUCAUCAGUGGAGAAAGUGGAGCAGGAAAGACUGUGGCAGCCAAGUAUAUCAUGUCAUACAUUGCGAAGGUAUCCGGGGGCGGAGCUACUGUUCAGCACGUCAAAGAUAUCAUUAUCCAAUCAAAUCCACUGUUAGAAGCCUUUGGUAACGCAAAGACAGUGAGGAACAACAACUCAAGUAGAUUCGGAAAGUAUGUAGAGAUCCAGUUCACAAGAGCCGGAGCUCCUGAUGGCGGAAGGAUAUCCAACUUCUUGCUGGAGAAGUCCAGAGUGGUCAGUCAGAACACCGAUGAAAGAAACUUCCACAUCUUCUACCAGCUACUGAACGGUGCUAAUCCCCAACAAAAAGAGGGACUUGGUCUGACGACCCCAGACUACUACUAUUACUUGAACCAGAGUGGGGCAUAUAAAGUGGAUGGGCUGGAUGAUGUUAAGGAAUACCAUGAUACACUGAAUGCCAUGUCUGUGAUUGGAAUCUCGGAAGAUAAUCAAGAGAAUGUCCUCUCCUGUGUAGCUGGUAUCCUUCACCUCGGCAACAUAGUCUUUAUAGAGAAGGAUAACUAUGCCGUCAUUCACGAUGAUGAGUUUCUGGACUUCCCAUCCUACUUGCUUGGCCUGGACAAGGAAGCCUUACGUCAGAAGCUGAUAAGCCGUCGCAUGGACAGUAAAUGGGGCGGCAAGGCAGAGUCCAUCGAGGUCACACUAAACACAGAGCAAGCAGCUCAUACCAGGGACGCUCUGGCUAAAGCCAUCCAUUCAAGACUCUUUGACUAUCUCGUCAACUCAAUCAAUAUUGCCAUGCAGAAGAACAAGGAAGAGAUCACGAUAGGAGUUCUUGACAUCUACGGCUUUGAGAUCUUCCAACAGAAUGGCUUCGAACAGUUCUGCAUCAACUUUGUGAACGAGAAGCUCCAACAGAUCUUCAUAGAGCUCACACUCAAAGCUGAGCAGGAAGAGUAUGUCUCAGAAGGUAUAAAGUGGAAGCAGAUAGAUUACUUCAACAACAAGAUCGUAUGCGAUCUCAUUGAGAGCAAGGUACCACCUGGCAUCAUGUGCAUCCUGGACGACGUCUGUGCGACCAUGCACGCAGUGAGCGAGGGUGCCGACGAGAAGCUAUUACAGAAGAUGAACAGCGCGGUAGGAACGCAUCAACAUUACCAGGUCUUGAGUGGAGGAUUCAUCGUACAUCAUUACGCAGGGCAGGUACGAUAUACAGUAGAGGGAUUCUGUGAAAAGAAUCGAGAUGUACUGUUUACCGAUCUUAUUGAACUCAUGCAGUCCAGUGAAAACGCGUUCUUCCUGGAGCUAUUCCCAGAGAAGGUAUCAGGCCAAGCCAAGUCAAGACCAACAACAGCCAGCAGCAAAAUCAAAACUCAGGCAAACAAGCUUGUUGAUAAGCUCAUGAAAUGUACCCCUCAUUACAUCCGCUGUAUCAAACCAAAUGAGACAAAGAGACCGCAUGAUUGGGAAGAAAAAAGGGUGCACCAUCAAGUUGAAUAUCUGGGACUGAAGGAGAACAUCAGGGUCAGGCGAGCUGGUUUCGCUUACAGGAGAGAAUUUGAUAAGUUUCUCAGGAGAUAUGCCAUAUUGACAAAGGAAACGUGGCCAAGGUGGAGCGGUGAUGUCAGGGCUGGGGUCACUCAUCUGCUACGUUCAGUUAACAUGGACGAUGACGAGUACCAAUUAGGAAGGAACAAAGUCUUCAUCAGGAAACCAGAGUCUCUCUUUCUACUGGAGGAACAGAGAGAGAGGAAGUUUGACUUUCAUGCUAGGAUCAUUCAGAAAGCAUUCAGACAAUUCAAUGCACACAAGUACUAUCUCAGACUCAAACAGCAAGCCAGCGACAUCCUGUUCAACAAAAAGGAGAGAAGGCGUUACAGUCUGAAUCGUAACUUUGUCGGGGACUACAUUGGCUUUGAGCACAACGUAACCCUACAGGCCAUGGUAGCCAGGAGAGAGAGGAUAGAGUUUGCUGACAAGGUCAACAAAUAUGACAGGAGAUUCAAGGUUACGAAGCGAGACCUUCUCCUGUCGGGCAGGAACAUCUAUCUGAUUGGUCGGGAACAGAUCAAGAAAGGUCCAGAGAAAGGUCAGAUCCGGGACGUUGUCAAAAGGAAGAUCCCUCUAAACCAUAUACACAGUGUAUCUCUCAGUACUCUUCAAGAUGACCUGUUUGUUCUCCAUGUAACAGAGGAAUACGACAGCCUUCUGGAGUCCGUCUUCAAGACUGAAUUCCUGACGGUACUCGACAAGAAGUUCCAAGAAACUCUCCAGCAGAAGCUCAUUGUCAACUUCAAUGACUCGAUUGAGUUUACAGUGAAGAAGGAAGGAUGGGGUGGGGGAGGAACAAGGACAGUCAGGUUUGCUCAGGGUCAGGGUGACAUUGCCCUUCUCAAGCCGUCCAGCAAGAUACUGACCGUUAGCAUCGGUAGCGGACUCCCACGCAACUCAAGACCUGGACUACGUGAGGUAAAAAUAACAAGCCGAGACAGACAAGCCAGUAACCGUGGAAAUGGUCAUGUGCCAAGGAGAGCGGCUCCAAGUCAGCCAGGCCCCGGAAGACCUAGUGCUCCGUACGCCCUGGUCCAGAAGAGAGGGGGUCCUACCAGUCCUACUAAAGGAGGCAUGAGACGUCAUUCAAGUCGUAGGAAAAGUGGAGAGCAGCCCCACCUACCUAAAGGAGGAGCCCAGAGCUUCGCCAAGCAGUUCAAGAUUAAUACUGGCAACCAAGAUUACCUGCAGACACCUGACGCAGGUGUAGCAGGCCAAAAGCGUAGGACCAUCAAGGGCAGCCGCCCUGCUCCAGGAGCUGGCCGACCCAAACCAAAACCGCAACCACCACCUCCUUCCAGACCCAAGUGUCGCACAAUCUAUGCCUACGAUGCUGGUGAUACAGACGAGUUGUCUUUCAGGGAAGGGGAGACAAUAGAAAUCAUCACAGAAGAUCCAUCUGGCUGGUGGAGAGGCAAGCUACGAGGGAGAGAGGGACUCUUCCCCGCCAAUUACAUCGAAAAGAUUUGAUGACAUCCUUCAUGGCAUCAUUCAUGCCCAUGCAUCUUAUUAUUCAGCCAUCACUUUUAGUAUCUAACAUGGAUAGAUUAUCAUUCCUACUUGUGUCAAGUAUUUUCUCUAUUCAAUCCAGGAGUUUCUCAUGAUUUUAAAAGUGGCAGCAGCAUUGGGGGAGGGUUACAAAUGCAAUUUGGGUUUAGGUUGGUGACAUGUGGUAUAUCAUUGGGUUUUUAUGUGAUGUUAAUAGUCAAUAUCGUGUAAAAUAUAGCCGUAGAGCAAUUGUUUGAAGGAGAUGGGACUAUUUAACGGUAUCAAGGACACAUUCUAUGGGUGUAAAUCUGUGACAUCAUGCUAUUCAAAUGGGGGGGGGGGGUGAAACACUAAAUCCCCCCCUUCCUUUGAGCAAUACCUUCACUGCUCAGAUUUACGCCCGUGCAACAUUCAGUUCAGAAUGUUGGUUGAGUGUGAUUGCAUUUAGUAGUCAUUGAAAAUGUAUCAGACUAUUUUCAUGAGGGAACGAUUUAUUUUCAUAUAUGUGAUUAAAAUUAACCUUUAUGCUUAAAUCAUUCUUUUGAUUAAAUCAAUCUGCAGCUGCAUCUGCAAUGACUUUAUUUCUAUCUUUUACUGUGAGCGAGAAGUUAAUAUGCUUGUAUCGUUUCCCUUUGACUUAUGGUCUUUCGACUUUCUACGAAUGAUUUAUAAACAUAUAUUUUUAGCAUUCUAUUGAGGCAUUUUGACAUUCCCAAAUGGACAUUACCAAAUUAGCUUCCUUUACACUUCUUUCACUGUUCCUAAUUGUAUCUUUUUUUCAAUAAGUAUUUGCAAGUACAGACAUUACAAUCUGAUGCCAGUAUAAUAUGAUCCAUAUCAUAUUUUUAUUUGAGGCUCAUAUCACUCCCCAGGUAGAGGAGUUUGUGUACUCUAUCAUAUGUAGCUUAGCAAAUGCUUUAAUACAUAGUUUCAUAACAUAAAAUUUCAUAAAAUUUAGAUGUAUCUGAUAUUUUUUUAACCAUAUACACAAGCUUUACAUUUUUUUUUUGGCUGGCCCAAACAGGAAAGAGUGAGCUAUAUUUCAAGAAAUAUGCCAGAGCCCCAAAGUAUAUUUGUUUGAUGUUCAGAUGUUAAUUGCACUAGAAUAUUUCUAGAAGCCAAGUUUGUCUUUCAUAUUUCAGUAAUGGUGAUUAAAAAUACAACAAUGGACUGAUAAUACCAAAGCUUUUGUACAGUUAUUUUUCAUACAGUUUUUGAUAUAUAUUUCAUCAGGUUCCAAGACAAGUGCAAAUUGUCAUUUAUAUGAAACACUUAUUUUUUUGUGAUGUUGUUUUCUAGCCUCUAAUAAUGUUUACUUUGUUUGCUUUCAUGUUCACUUCUUAUUAUUCAUUCAUUAUUUGAAAGAAACUCCAUUAUUUGGAAAAAUCUAAAAUCUUUAGAAAUUACAAUAAAUAUUCCAUGUACAUGUAGUUAUACCUUCAAUAUGUAAAUUUGCCAAUAAAUGGCAGCCAAAUUUUAAAGAAAAAAAUGGUCCUAAAGGGGCAUCUACAUCAUGACUUAGUACGUCAGUGGAUAUUAUGACCCUGUUCACGUUACCGUUUACUGGAAACUAGUUUAGCGAUCUUCCAAACCACUUUGGAAAAAACCAACUCGCGAUGUAGUUUUCAAGAUCGCCUUGCCUUGUUAAACUGGUUUUAACGUAAGUGAGGACACAACCUUUCUUCAGGAAGCAAUCUUCUAACAUUUUGAGCAUGCUACUCGACAAUCUGUGUGUAGAAUAUCUACUCUGCGGUUUCAAAUUUUGCACGAAACAUGCCACCCCAUUGACUGGAAGUGUUCCUGUAGCAAAGCGAUCUUCCAAACUGGUUUCCUGAACCAGUUUCCAGUAGGCUAGUUUUUAAGAGUGUAAUGAGAAGAAGGUCAUAUACUACUACUGGACUUACGUUAAUUGAAGAUUUCACUUAGGUUAUCAGUUGAUUUGGAGAAUGACACCAAAUAUGUUUUCUUUGUCUGAGCAUGGUAACGCCAAGUUCUUGUGGGUAAAGUGAUUGAGUCACGACAUGUUCCUUUUAUUGAAUUUAUCACACUUUCAUUUUCCUCGCUGCAUCUUCAACAGUGCUUUCACAUUCUGUUUUUAGCAAAUACUGUGCCUUCUGAUCUAGAUAUAUGCCUUGAUAUGAAGCUACAUGUAUGUGAUUACUAGGCAUCUGGACUUGUUUUAAAAGGAUUUUAUGAUUUAUUUUUUUAAAACCUUCAUUGUGUGCGGAGGGUUUUUUUUGGUGGUGGCAUUUUGUUUCUUAGGCAGACUACAGCUUUUCUUUGUAUGUUCUUUUUUUUUCUGAAAAGUUCUGUUUCAGAAUUGUGGAUAGCUGAAUAAUAUAUACUUGUAAAAUAUUAUGAACUUUAAUAGAAAACUAAUCAUAAAUGGAAAACCUGUAUAUAAGUUUCAUCUUAAUUCUGAUUUCCCAAUGAAUUCCAGAAUUCCUUCAAGAUAUUGGAAUUAUAGCUUAUUUUUCCAUAUAAGUUAGCUGCAUAUUUAGUGCCUUUCAAUACUCACAUGAAAUUAUAACAUAUUAGAUAAUGAAAAGGAGAGUGGGAAUGAAAAGUAGGUAGUAAGUCAACAAACAUUUCCAAAUUUUUAUCAUCAGGACAUCAUUAAAGCUAAUGCCUUUAUACGUUUGGUCAGACGUCAUUGAAUUCAUCAAAGGUUGAAUUAUUUAUAAGGUAGAGCAGAACAUCUCACUGGGGAAUUUGACUUGGCCAAUAAGCUGAAUAGUAAUCUUAAAUGAUGCAAUUUUUCAUAUUGAAAAUGUUUAGUAUAGAGACCAAAAACUUUGUAAUAUGAAGUAAAAUACAUGAUAUAAAAUGAUCAGACAACAUUGUGAUGCUUGAAAAUAUUCAUGAAUUAGCAGUUGCAUCAAGUUAGUUCCAUGUUUAGGUCUAUAAUAUGGCAAUGUUAUUUUUGUUAAUCAUGUAAAAUAAAUUAUACAAAACAUUUUGAUAAUAAGUGGCAUACAGUAUGUACAAGUACAAUUUGAACUCUUUUUGUCUGUAAUGCUUAAACUUCACUUGUGAUUGUUAUGACAUGAAAUUAUAUAAUAUCAGAUGUAUAUCUUUUUGUUUUUUUUUCCAAUUUAUUUUUUAAGAAAAUCUUUAAGUCACUAGUAAAUUAUGGUAUUUGAUAGUGAAAUGUAAAAGUAUAUUGUGUCCCUUGUAGUGUAUGGCACGUAAAUAUUUUUAUUUUGUCAUUUUCUUCAAUUUAUUUCAGUUCUUUAACAUUCCUAUGCUUUUUAAAUCAAUGAUUUGGAGAGGAUAAUCAUUCUGGUAUAUAUUCCUUUUUGUGUUAAUGCAAAGCUAAAAAUUAUAAAUUUAUGUUUAUUUCCCCCUAGAAUUUUCUGCUCCUCAGAAUUGUUGAUAGAAACCAGUGUAUUCUAGACAAAAAAGGGUUUAAUAGUUAUUCUGCUCAAAUCAUUAUUUAUUAAAGAUGAUUUAUACAUUACUUCUUAAAAAGAUAGAUGUUGAGAAAUGUUCUCAUCUGUUAAUGUUUGUAUAUAUCCUUAUUUCUAAAUUUAUAUAGUAUUGUCAAACCUGACCAAUAGUAUUGGGUAAAUCUCCACUCAUUUGCAGACACUUUGUAAUAUACUGACAUAUGAUAUUACUCUUCAGCUCUACGCACUAUAUUUUGACAAAUGCAACAAAUGUAUAUUUUUUGUGAAAGUAGAAGAGAAACACUUCAUCCCAAUAUUUGACCUCACCCUUUUUAAGUGAUUAUUAUAAAUCAAAAUAUAUCUAAAGCUAUGUUUCUCACAAAUAUGAAAGUUUUUGCUAUUUACAAGUUUGGUAAUGAAUUAAAAUAUUUUGGGGACAU
Lytechinus variegatus (green sea urchin) is the source of this 7892-nucleotide messenger RNA. Its product is annotated as unconventional myosin-Ie-like. Gene Ontology annotation, biological process: actin filament organization; vesicle transport along actin filament. Gene Ontology annotation, molecular function: ATP binding; actin filament binding; microfilament motor activity. The transcript is spliced from 27 exons. Gene Ontology annotation, cellular component: plasma membrane; actin cytoskeleton; microvillus. NCBI's taxonomy places the organism in Eukaryota, Metazoa, Echinodermata, Echinoidea, Temnopleuroida, Toxopneustidae. The record is from RefSeq and is a predicted model, not a curated record. The coding region runs from base 719 to 4045 and encodes 1108 amino acids.